AUGGCACUAGUCCUGCUCUCGCUUCUCAGCCUCGUCUCUGCGCACACGGUCAUAACAUAUCCUGGUUGGAGGGGAGACAAUCUACGGUCGAAUGGCACAACGGUAGAAACAAAUGGCUUAGGACAAUAUGCUAUCGGACAAUCCGUGGCACAACAGGACUACCUUUAUCCAUAUGGAAUGCAGUGGAUGUAUCCUUGCGGUGGUAUGCCCACCUCGCAAAAUCGUACCAAAUGGCCGGUAAAAGGUGGUGCGGUCGCAUUCCAACCUGGGUGGUUCCAAGGCCAUGGAACAGCCUUCAUCUACAUCAAUUUGGGUUUGGGGACAACCCCUCAAAAUAUGUCCAACGUCAUGCUCAACGGAGUUCAAAUCAUCGGGCCCAGCAAAGAUCCAUACCCAGGAUCUUUCUGUUUCCCCCAAGUGCCUCUUCCUGCCAAUGUGACCGUCAAUGUCGGCGAUAACGCAACGAUCCAGCUCAUCGAGACUGCAGUCCACGGCGCCGCGCUGUACAACUGUGUCGACAUCACCUUCGCUGAACCCGAAGACGUCCCCGAAGUCAAUGCCAGCAACUGUUUCAACUCGAGUCAGAUCACCAGUGACCUGAUCUUCACCACGGCUUCUCUGUCAUCUGACUCAACGGAACUAUCCACCAGUCGGUAUGGCUAUCUGAGCACUGCACUGGCCGUGGCUUUAGGCCUCCUACUACUGUGA
Cladophialophora psammophila CBS 110553 is the source of this 708-nucleotide messenger RNA. RefSeq lists its product as uncharacterized. Lineage: Eukaryota; Fungi; Ascomycota; Eurotiomycetes; Chaetothyriales; Herpotrichiellaceae. The transcript is spliced from 2 exons. The record is from RefSeq and is a predicted model, not a curated record. The coding region runs from base 1 to 708 and encodes 235 amino acids.